Molecule: messenger RNA, 378 nt
Organism: Stegastes partitus (bicolor damselfish)
Lineage: Eukaryota; Metazoa; Chordata; Actinopteri; Pomacentridae
Product: gonadotropin subunit beta-1-like
Exons: 2
Coding region: 16-378 (120 amino acids)
Biological process (GO): ovulation; G protein-coupled receptor signaling pathway
Cellular component (GO): cytoplasm; extracellular region
Molecular function (GO): hormone activity
Source: RefSeq, a predicted model, not a curated record
UGCACCCGGCAGAGGAUGCAGCUGGUCGUCAUGGCAGCGGCGCUGGCGCUGGCGGGGGCGCGGCAGAGCUGCAGCUUCGGCUGUCGUCCAACAAACACCAGCAUCAAGGUGGAGAGCUGUGGCAGCAGCGAGCUGGUGUACACCACUGUGUGUGAAGGGCAGUGCUACCACGAGGAUCCCGUCUACCUGGAGCCCGGCGACUGGGCCCAGCAGCACGUCUGUAGCGGCGACUGGUCCUACGAGGUCAAGUACAUCAGCGGGUGUCCCAUCGCCGUCUCGUAUCCGGUGGCCAAAUCCUGCGAGUGCACGGCGUGUAAUCUAGGAAACACGGACUGUGGACGGUUUCCUGGAGACGUGCCGAGCUGCUCGUCCUAUUAA